UGUGACCUUCUUUCUUUCCAGUCUGCGAUCUCUCUCUUUCUCGUCCGGUAGGAAAUUCCUUUUCUUUCUUUUCGUUCUCUCUCUCUCUCUCUCCUUUUUCUUUUUCUCCCAUCAUGCCGACUAUCACCAGAAGCGCCUCCAAGACAAGACUAACGGCAUCCCCGGGUCGGCUGUCGGCACCACGCCGCAUAGCCACCCGACGACACUCGACGAAUGGAGGUGUAUCACCACUCCCGAUAACCACCAGACAGGAAACCCUGUACACCCGACGGAUGACGCGAGGCUCAAUGCCGACCGGGACUGCCCCCACGACAGCUGGAACUUCUGCAUCUGCGAGAAGAACCCUAGUUGGGGUGAGCAUGGUACGCCGGUCGACAUUGCAGCCGGUUAUCGAGGUGGACACAGACGCAACCGACAAAACACCGACUGGACAAACGAUAGAGACUUUCCUCGAGCGAUACCCUGCUGGCGGCCGACGGGUCAAUCCGGUGGAGCGGGCAAGUGCUAUGUUGACUGGUUUCGUGCGUACUAUACGCGACGGCCAGAAAACUAGGGGCUUCUCUGCGCUGCCGAGGGACUGGGAGGCCGCCAUCAGGUCCGUCCUCGUAGUACUGGCCGAGGUAAUCGACGAUAACAAAACAAUGACCACGACAAAAAACACUUCGACAUCGACUGACCCAGCCGAGCCUCUGACAUGUGUGGAGGAGAGCGAGCUAGACCUUGUCGGGGGACCCGAGGAGCGGGGAGCCGAGUGAGAUAAGGAGGUGGUGGCCGAGCCCCCAAACAUGGAGGCCAUGCCGCCCAUUCCACCUCCAGCGGUUCCGCUGCCCCCGGGAAUCUCGAUGAACGAGCUUGCACUCACUCUGCACAUGGCGGAGAUAAUCAGUGAGGCUAAUACGGAACUCUUGAGGAAAAUGGACAGCCUAACAAAAUUGGCAAAAGCAAUAGCAACAGGACAACAACCACAUGACAUAGGCACAACGACCGACUUGGCUAGCGAACAAGAACAAACACCAGACAUCCCUCCAACCACAACGGACAUCCCUCAGACGACAGACGACGCCACAACAUCUGCAAAAACCGGACUGGAAACUAAACGCAGCAAGAAAAAUAAGAAAAAGAACACCAAGACCUCACCCCAGAAAAACGGGACCGACACGGAAAGGAAAAAGGACAACAAAAACGCAAACGGACAAACCCAGAUCAAGGACAAGUCUCACGAACCCGAGGCCGAAUGGACAAAGGUCAUGAGCAAGCAGGCGAAGCGACGGGCUCGGAAGCAGCAACGCAAGCAGGAGGCCGCGGUCAUUGCAGCAGCUCAGUUACAAAAGCCGCAGCCGGAGCAGCAGCAGCCACCGAGGGAGCAACAGUCACCAAAACGCAGCAGUAGGCAGCCGGACGCGCUGGAGGUGGAAACCACCAGGCUGAUCUGCACCAACAUCCCCCCAAGCUGCUCAAACGAGGAGAUCGCCACGGACCUGAGCGCCGCCCUGGGAGUGACGCUGUACGCGGAAUAGAUCAGCACCGCCAAUUCCAGCUACGGAACGCUAGUAGCGUUCUUCGGCUGUCCGGAAGCGGCGGUUACAGAUGCGGUUCUGCAAAAUCAGCACGUCAUCGGGUUCAGUCGGUGCUGUCGGCUGAAGAAGGUGGAGGCGAAGCGCCAGUGCUACCGCUGCUACGAGUACGGCCACAUUGCGUCCCACUGCCGUGGAAAGGACCGGUCGAGCAAAUGCCAUCGCUGCGCAGAACCAAAACACACGGGACAGUGUGUUAAGGAGCGGAAGUGCCUAGUCUGCAAGGGCCCGGAAGCAAUCGGGCACUCGUUUGGACAGCGCCAGUGCCGCCAAGUAGGAGACGUAGUACCUUCACGGCCCAACCGGCGCGCCUAAGGUCCUCCAACAGAACCUGAACCACAGCCAGCUGGCCCAGGACAUGCUGCUGCAGACGGCCCGAACGGAGGGCCACGACCUCUUGCUGCUCUCAGAUCCAUACCGGAUCCCAGAGAACAAUAGCAACUGGGUGGUGGACCCGACGGGCAGAGUCGCAGCGGUUUCAACAGGAAGAUACCCCAUCCAGCGCAUCAUCGAGAACCGGCGGGACAGCUUCGUCGUGGUGGAGAUGCGCGGCAUUGUGUUCUGCUCUGUAUAUCUACCUCCUGUGGGUCCCAAUGCGACGAUAGAAGACUACAGACGUAAGUGGACUGAAAUAGCGUCUGUGAUUCCACGCAACCGGGACACCGUGAUCGGCGGAGACGUCAACGCCUGGUCAGGAGCGUGGGGAAUGGAGCGUAGGAGCAACGAUGGAGAGCGGGUGCACAGGGGAGCAAUCGUGAUGGACGCAGCGGCUUCGCUCGAACUGGUCCUGUUGAACCGGGGUAACCGGCCAACAUGGGUCAGCCACAGUGGCCGCAGCUCCAUUGUCGACGUAACCUUUUGUAGCAGGUCUCUCGUGGGCGACAACAACUGGCGAGUCUGCGACGAAAAUCCGAGCGACCAUAACACCAUCAAGUUUACGGUUGGGAGGACGACGGCACAGACAAGCACUG
Messenger RNA from Anopheles stephensi (Asian malaria mosquito), 2545 nucleotides. Its product is annotated as myb-like protein K. Lineage: Eukaryota; Metazoa; Arthropoda; Insecta; Diptera; Culicidae. The record is from RefSeq and is a predicted model, not a curated record. The coding region runs from base 786 to 1517 and encodes 243 amino acids. The transcript is spliced from 2 exons.